CUUUCAUCAAGUAAAGUAGCCUUAUUGGUUAUGCAAAGCAGCUCCCCUUCGUUCCUAUUUCAUCCACUUUAUCGAAAGAAGCUUCUGUCCGCAAGUGAUUUAAGCAUCUCUCGAUUGAUCCUCCCAAUUAGCUUGUUUCAAUAUGGGAAAAUUCCGGGUUGAAGUCUGCCUGAUCUCUGCGCGCGGGCUUCGUCGUUCAUUGUCGCUUUGGAAGCUCCAGUGGUUUGCUGUUGGGUGGGUUGAUCCGAACAACAAAUACUGCACCAAGAUUGAUGCCUCAGGAAAUGCAAACCCAACCUGGAAAACAAAGUUUUCAGCCAUUAUUGAUGGUUCAGAGUCCAACUUGCAAGAUCUAGCUUUGCACAUCCAAGUGUAUAGUAGAGAGCCUGUCUUCCUUAGAGAGAAGCUUCAAGGAGUGGCAGCCGUUUACUUGAAAGAAUUCUUGACCAAGUACAUGAAGAAUUCACCGAACGUUUCAAGUCCAGGAACUGAAGAAGUGGGGAGCUUCCAAUUACGGAAAAAGAAUUCCAAUAAGCCGCAAGGAUUUAUCGAUGUUUCUCUUCGGAUCUCAGAGGAGAGAGAGGGAGAGAGUUCUAACUCAGGUCAGUCAGGCAAUGGGGAAGGAUUUAAGCUUACAGGCUCCCACGAAUAUGUUCCCUUGGCCAUGGAAGAUGGGUUUAAGCAUUUUUAUCCACCUCAACCGCUUCCCACUCCACUUGGCCAGUCUGAAAAUUACCCGCAGAUGAAUUCCCCCAACUCCCAUCCAAUGUCAUUCCCCAUAGACAACUUAAACCCAUCUUUACGAGGACCAAGCUACAAACUGGCAAGUGGUCCAAGCUAUUGUCCACCUCGGACUCCUCCACCACCACCUCCACCUUCUAACGUAGGAUAUAUACCCACUUUUCUCCUCAGAGCAGACCAAUUGCCAACAACCUACGUGAAUAUGCCAUCAUCUGGGGCAGCACCUAUACGCCGAUCUGGUGAACCUGGUUUUGCAAUGGGGGCUGGUGUUGGGGCAUUGGCAGCUGGGGCUGUGAUCUUUGGUGAUGAUUUUAUGUCGGGAUUUGAUUUUCCGGCAGGUUUACAAGAUGCUAGCCUUACCAUAUCAACCGAUCCAAAUUUAUAGUUUCCAUGUAAUACUGUCCUAACCUUGCAAUUAAUAAAUGUACCUUGUGUCAUAUAACAGCAAUGAUUAUGAUCUAUCUAUUACCUAAAGUUGGAUUAAAGUCAUUAAACCCACAUUCCCAUU
Molecule: messenger RNA, 1249 nt
Organism: Nelumbo nucifera (sacred lotus)
Lineage: Eukaryota; Viridiplantae; Streptophyta; Magnoliopsida; Proteales; Nelumbonaceae
Product: Calcium-dependent lipid-binding (CaLB domain) family protein
Biological process (GO): defense response
Source: RefSeq, a predicted model, not a curated record